CAUCUAACCCUUGACAUUGUUGUUCCUAAUUAGAUUCUAUAUCCCUAAACGCGCAAAGCCGAAUCGCUAUCGGCCUUUUUUCCCUACCCAGAAAAAGGAACUUUCCCCUAAGAAAUAUGACCUGACCAACUGCAAACAACACGACCGUCCCGUCAGCUCCAGCCGUCAAAGAAAGUCCCCCAAAAAAAAGGAAAAGGAAAAAAAAGAGGAUGACAAAGAAGAGGAGGUUAAGGAGGAAAAGAAGAAAAAAAAAGAAGAACAAAGGGAAGGCCAAGUAUAUCAGAAAGACUGAUAAGACCAGGAAAGUGAAGGAGGCUACUGCCGAGGAUCGACGGUUGAAGAGGGCCCACCCCACUGUUGCAUUAACUCUGGGCACGUUAAAGACAUGUGUAGUUGCCAAGCUGGACUCUACUUCCGAUCCCAAUCUCAAUCCCGAGCAACUUGCUGCAACAAUUCAAGGGCUCAUUCAAUCAUUUAUUAAAAUGUUGAAUGAGGCACGGAUUCGAGCUUUCUGGGCCUGCGCCUUGUGGAUCGAUAACCUGCUUACCACUGGGCCAUCCAAUCCAGCUGAUCUCCCACAACUCCUAGAUGAAGUUCUUGAUAGCAGAGACUUUAUUUACGGCCUUGCUGCGUUGUUGUAUCACGGAGUGAUGAGUCCAUUAUCUAGGUAUAGCAGGGAAGUGAAGAAAAAAGGCGAAGGGAACGUAGCCAAGCCGUCCCAGCUCAAAGCAUACGAAAACUUCUAUGCAAAGACAGGGCUUGGUCCUUUAAACCAGAUCUAUCCCGAUUUGGUGAUCAGCAGGUCGUCUCGGAUGGUCAUGGUCCCUGUUCAAGCAGCGCUAAGGUCUCACUAUCGGAAUGCGCAGUUUGACAUAGAUAUUCCAGGCGAUGGAAGAAGUUCCAUCCAAUUCUUUUUUGAGCAAAAUGCAACUGCCAAAAAAUAUCUGGAUUUCCCUACGUCUGCUUUCCCGCCUCAGUCUCUCUGCCUAACGGAAGCCUGCCUCCUGGAUAUAUUAUGGUCUAACCCAACAGUUCGAGAGGAAAUAGCCCAAUUGUUGGAACUAAACAUGAGUACCAAGGGGGCUGCAGAGGACAAGAUCCUUAACCACAAGGGGAUAUUGUUGCAGGAGCUGUUUUCCUUGAAAGGAUACAAGGACGUUGGACUGCAAUCUGAUGAUGGCCCUAGAAGGAAACUACGGACAUCGUUCUUUACAAACGGCCUUACCCUAACACUUCUUGCCUAUGACACAUCGAAGCAAAAAAGAGGUAGGGGUUCGCAAGCUGCCCAACCUUCGGAUACUCAAAGAUCUCAAGCAGUCCAGGCUUCUUCAAGUGCUCAGCAGGGAUCCUCGUCUUCAGGCCAUGGUGCAGGUGAUGGUGGUGAUGAUGGAGACGACGACGGAAAUGAAGAUGACGAUAUCUUGCUGGGUAUCAGCGAUAUUGACUUGCUGGAAGUUGAUGAACCAUUCUUAGAUGGCGAAGAGGGAGAAGAAGCAGCUGAAGAAGGUACAUCGAGCACAAAUCCACUGUUCCCGGUGAGUCCCAGUCCCCGGCGUGAGAUCAAUUGGAAGCAGAGAUCCCGUCUCCUCGAGCAUGUAGAAGUUAAAUAUGACACCCAGGCAGCAUGCCCUCCCCCCGAAAGUACCAUUAUCAUUGGGAUCGAUCCAGGUGAGAGGUACUCGAUGACAAUUGCAAAGUUGGAUCCAAGGAAACCUAACGAACGUGAGAUCCUCCGGAUUUCUAGAGCGUACCUUUACAAACCAUCCAAGAAGUUUCAGGGCGAGCUAGAGAGGCGAAAGCUUAGAAGAGGAAUUACAGAGAUUGAAAGCAAUAUUCCGUCAUUCUCAAGGCCUACUUUAACACAGUAUUUCGCUUAUAUGAGCUUGCCGCUAAAUCAAGCUCCAUCAAGUACUGGAGGUAGUUUCUCUGGUAGUGGGGUUGGGGCCAGUAGUAGCGGUGGAGCAGGGACCGGUAGUAGCAGUGGAGUUGAGGCCAGUAGUAGUAGUGGAUCUGGGACCAGUGACGACAAUAGGGAGACUAAAUAUAGGGCGCUUGUCGAAUUCUAUAAUGACGGGUGGUUUGUUCGGAAUAGCUGGGAUAUUAGAAAAGCACAGAACGGAUGCGUUGAUUGUGUGAUUAAGGCAAUUCUGAAGCUUGCGGGCGGAAGCAAUGGAAGAAGAAGAGAUGCCAAUACGAAUGCGGUGAUCUGUAUUGGACUAGGAUCAUUCAAGACAAACCGAGGACAAGUAUCGAAGCAUGGGAUAUUGAUGAAGAAGCUUGUUGAAAAGGCAAAAUCUCUAGACUACCCCAUUGUAGGUUGUCAUGAAUACUACACAUCUGCCAAGUGUCCACGGCCUCACUGUGACAGUAUAUUGGAGAAUGUUCCUUUUCGAUCCAAGUACUGUCGAAAUUGUAAAGCAUACUUUGAUCGAGAUGCUGUUGGUGCUGAGAACAUCGCAAGGGUCUGUGAGUUGCAGAUAAGAGAGCAAAAACGACCUGCAAAAUAUAUGCCGCCGGACGGAGGAACUCAAGGCCAAGCUUCUAGCGGUAGUGGCGGCGGUGGAGGUAGUGGUGGCAGUGGUGGUGGUAGUAGCAGAUCCACAAAAAGGAAAUUUUCAGAUGAAGGAGGAGGAGGAGUAGAGGGAUCAAGACCACCGAAAGGACCUUUGCUGGGUCCAGGAGGAGGGGGAGAGACAAGCCGGCAACAACAGUAGGACACAAUCUACUACAAACAUGACUAGGCCCAGAAAGGCCUUCGUCUUAAAAA
Molecule: messenger RNA, 2767 nt
Organism: Lobosporangium transversale
Lineage: Eukaryota; Fungi; Mortierellomycota; Mortierellomycetes; Mortierellales; Mortierellaceae
Exons: 3
Coding region: 210-2714 (834 amino acids)
Source: RefSeq, a predicted model, not a curated record